CCCUCAUGACAGGAUAUACUUAAUUAAUGGACAUAAGUAAUAUAGUGGCUGCCAAGGUGACGUGGCCUCCUCCUAGCCCAUAACAUAAUAAUAUAUCCCUGAUUAAACCCUUAUAUAAAUUACAGUAUUAACUACCAUGUGUGAGGUGGUUCAUUCUACCACUCAUUGAUCUUAGGGAGGGAGAUGACAAAAUUUAGAUAGGGGAAAAAAAAUGUCAUGAGGGUAGGCAACUCUGCUGUCAGGAGGAAGUCAUGAUGAGAUGAGACUUGUGGCCAGAGUGUGAUGGUGCAGUUCAUGAAUAACAAGUGCUCUGUUAGUGACCCCAGAGUGAAGUUGUAUUAGCUGCCAUCACCACAGACAGCUGAGAAAUAUUAAUAUUUGGUUAUUACUCUCAGUUGUGUGCACCUGCAGCCCUCAGCAGUCACACACGGAUUUCAUCUGUCAACAGUGAAUCAAGAAAUUACGUACUAAGAACAUUACAGCUGUUCCAAGACAGAGAAGAAUUGUUUGAUUAUCACAUUGUUCUCUUUCUUAUGUUGUUGACUGCCAGCUCAGGAGUAUCUUGUUAAGACUGACGUGUGCCUAGAAGCUGCGGUACUCCAGUGCCAUAAAUCCUCGUCGCUUUUACAGUAUAAAAUUGCCUCACAUGGCACUCGUUUCACCGUUGUUACUAAUGCAAGACUUGUGUGUGUGUCUUGUAAGUUAGUUAUUUCUUGUCAGUUUGAGUGGCUAUGAUAGUGCUGCGUUUAUUUUAUGACUGUUUGGUGUUGAAUUUUACCGUGAUAAAUCUCGUCGAUCAUCAGCACUGAAUGGCUUGAUUGUGCUGAAGUAAUUUGUCUCUGUGACAAUUGUACUAAAUAUGGUUGUCAAUUUGGAGAUAUAACGUGUACAUUUGUAUUCAUUAUAGAGCUUGUAUUAUAUAACUCAUGUACCUUUGAAGAGAUAUAGUUCAAAUCUUAAGAAUCUUCUCACUUCUCAUAAUUUGAAGGACAAGUUUUGCCCACACACUGUAAACCACCAAGAUGAUUGCUCAAAUAGUGUCUUGUGUGUGUACUUUCCCUCUCAUUGUGCCGAUAAUAGUGGUGCUCUUCCUGGUUGGGCUCUAUUUACAAAAGAUCUACAGUUUCUGGGAGACUCGAGGGGUUCAAGGUCCAAAACCCACAUGGAUUAUUGGCAACAUGUAUGCCAGGCUCAGAGCAACACAUUCGAUGGCAGAGUUUGACCAAAUGCUGUAUAAGAAUCACGGAGGAAAGACAUUCUGUGGUUAUUAUGAAUUUACACAGCCAUGUCUUAUGGUUGGUGACCCAGAGCUACUCAAACACAUCAUGGUGAAGGACUUCGACCAUUUUACUGACAGAAGUUUUGUGACGUUCAAUGAGCCGGUGAUGGACCACAUGUUGCUAGGGUUGAAGGGAGGAAUGUGGAAGGCAGUGCGGUCGGUGAUGACGCCAACGUUCAGCUCUGGCAAGAUAAAACAAACCUUGCAGCUGGUGAAGGACUGUGCCAAGAACCUAAUCACCUACUUUGAUAAGGAACUUGAGAAGAGGUCUUCUGUGUUUGAGAUGAAGGAAGUGUACGGGAUGUUCACCAUGGACACCAUCGCCAGUAUUGCCUUUGGAGUAAACAGCGACUCACUCAACAGUACACAGAAUGAAUUCUCUCAGGCUGCAGCAAGUUUCUUCAAGCCACCACCCAAGUGGAAGCGACCCUUCAUAUUCUUCCAGUUCUUAUGGCCCCAGAUUGCCAAAUAUCUCUGCCUCAAUGUUAUCGAUAGAACACCCAUCUACUUUUUUACAAAGGUUGUGUCAGACACAAUGAAGUAUCGUUUGCAGAAUAACCUGAGAAGAAAUGAUUUCCUUCAGCUACUCCUCGAUGCUCGACUUCAGGAACAAACAAACAACAACAAAGGCAGUGAGAGUGCUGACCUCUCCUCUAAGAAGGUCACUAACCAAGUGUUGACAGAUCUAGUUAUUACCGCUCAGUGUGUCUUGUUCUACAUGGCGGGUUAUGACACAACUGCGACGACCCUGAGUUUCCUCUCUUACUGCCUCGCACUUCACCCAGAUAUUCAGCAGAAGUGUAUGCAGGAGAUUGAAACGGUAUUGGAGAAACACGAAGGCGAGAUCACCUAUGAGGCCAUCAUGGAGAUGACAUACUUGGAUAUGGUGUUUGCUGAGACUCUGCGGCUGUACCCUCCAGCGCCUCGAGUGGACCGCACUGUCACCAAGGACUUCACCCUCCCCGGCACCAAUUUAAUUCUCCAUAAAGGCCAGAAAGUCAGCAUACCCAUUUAUAGCAUACACAGAGAUCCAAAUCACUAUCCAGAGCCAGAGAAAUUUGAUCCAGAACGCUUCUCACCAGAAAACAAAGCCAACCGUUCAUACAUUGUGUACUUGCCCUUUGGAAGUGGACCCCGCAAUUGUAUAGGAAUGAGGUUUGCCCUGAUGGAAGCAAAGGUGGCUAUUGUGUACUUGUUACAGGAGUUUGCAUUCAUCCCCAGCAAGAAGACUCAGGUACCCUUAAUUAUUGAAAAACGUAGUGGUCUCCUGAAGGCACAAGAUGGAGUGUGGGUAAGGUUAGCCAAGAGAAUCACAGAGUAACCUGUCAGAGAAGUUAAAUGAUGAUGGCUGAAAUAUAUAACAAGUCUUUCUUUUUAACUCUUUGAUUUUUUUUGUCUACAAGUUUAUUCAUCAAACAUGUUAGCUGGAGAGUUAAGUACCUGUAGUAUGUGAUUCGGUUGAUUUUCUUGGCAACUUACGAAGACUUUAACACAAUCUUAUCAGAAAAUUCUUUGUAAGUAUGGAAUUUUGCCAUCAGUUUGAGAAGAGGCAGUCAAGGGUCUAGAACAGUGGUUCUCAACCUUGUUUGCCCCAUGCACCCCUUUCACCAUAUGUCAGAAUGUCAUUCCCCCUCCUUUCCAAGAUUGUCUGCCUCAAAAAGUGCAUUCCAAAUAAUAUGCAUAUAAUACUGAAAAUCCUUUAUUUUUCCAUAUUAGUAUUUCCCCCCCCCUGAAAACCUGAGGGGGGGAAAUUCCCCCCCGGUUGAGAACCCCUGGUCUAGAAGAACCAGAAGAGUGUUUUGAGUGUAAGUUUAUGGGAUUGUCUGCUUACAAGCAUUCCAGUAAGAAUGUGACAAAAAUAAAGUGCAAGAGAGAAUAUUCCAGGGGGGGGGGCAACUGUGCCAUACUGACCUAGCGUUAUUGCCUUAUUGGGUCGCCAAGUCCAGCCAAUCUUCUCCAGAGGAUGAAAGUGUUUAGAGAAAUGAUGCCAUUCUGGACUAUAACUCUUCUCACUGUAUUUCUAAUCACUGAUAGAUUCUUUAAUAAAGUGCCAAGUCAUCAUUCUCUGGACUAAAAUUUAAUCAUAUAUAUAUAAUUACUGGUUAUAAUCCUUAUUAAAGUGCCCCAAUUACCAUGACUGUUUGGCCUAAAAUUAUAGUUAAUAUAUCCUGUUACUAUUGAUGGAUAGUUAAUAUAUCCUGUUACUGUUGAUGGAGACAAAGUGCAGUGUUAACAUACCUUAGUACAGUACAAUAUUGUUGAUGGAUGAACUGACAGUGUACACAACUUACAUCUCAGUUGUAGGUUAAACACAGUACAGUAGUUACAGUAGAAGGACAAACAGGAAAGAUUGACCCACCAGGAGGAUGGAUGGGUGUCAUGUGGGUGGUCUGCUGGGUCUCCUCACAAGAUUCAGAAAACCCAGGUGUGGUUGUUUACCUUCCUGUGUGGCAAUGAGUUUAAAGCAAAGUCACAGAGAGUUUGUUUCAUAGCAUCAUUGAGAAAACGGACUACAUGCUUGUUAUAAUGGUGUGAGUGUUUUAAAGAUAAAAAUUAUGUUCUAAAAUAAUUUUCCAAACUGAAGUGUUGUUAAUGUAUAGAAUAUAUAUAUUUAGAAUUAGUAUUUUUUCAUAACCAUUGUUUCCCUUAUCACUGGUUUACCAAAGUCAAAAAACCCUGGACAGUUCAGUUCAUGUCAGUACUGUGUUGGCAGGUGUUGAGUCACAGUAAAGUAAGAGUGAGAUGUAAGGCACCCUGAGUUGUGUCAUGACUAUCAGUCCCUUUAAGAAGCUGGUAAUAAAAACUAGAAAAUGGUAAUAUGUGAGUUACGAUAUUUCUUUUUUGUGCCUUUUAUAACAAACUGGCAAAUUGUGUGUGUGUGUGUGUGUAACUGAAUGUUUUUGUAGUGUGUGAAUGAAAUAGACCACUUUGGUGUACAUGGCACUUAUACCUCCAGAGUUUGAUUUAUAAGCGACAGAACUAUUACCUGUGUCAUUACUUACCAAUUAUUGUAUGACUUUAAAGUUUAGAGAUCAGCUCAAGACAUUCCCAAGGAGAAGGCAACAUUCCUGACCACAGCCAAGAGGACAGCACCAACAUUCUUAAGUCACGUACACAACACCAUAAUGAUGCUGCAGUUGUGGCCAUUGACUGUAAUGCCAUUACUGUAUAUCCUGAAGGUUUGGUUUUCUGCAGUUUUCCAUACAUACAUAUGCGUAGAUAUAAUACUGUAGUCAUUUACAACCUGUACUGUAGUAUCAACCAGUAUAUUUACUCUUGGUAUUGUUAUGAAAAUAUGAUAGAUAAGGAACCAUAGGAGAGCAGUAAGCAUAACCUUUGAUUUUAUACAGGCUGGGUUUUUUUACAUGUAAAUUGAUCAGGUCAGAGGUCAUUUUUUGCUAGUCAUUAUAAACCUGAGACUGGGUAAGUCAUAUUAUUUGUACUUUUUAAAAUCAGGUUGAGAGUUAUCCCCCAAAAAUGUUCUGUGAAGGAAACUUUUUGUACAGUUAUAAUAUUUGUAGAUUUACUGAAAAAAAACCAGCCUGUAGAAACUUAGGUAAUUUUUUAUCCAAAUACUUGAAAACUAAACACAUUAAAUAGGAGAACUUACAUUCAUAGGGAUAUAUAUAUAUUCAAAUGCCUUAUAUUAUAUCAUGCAAGUUGAUAUAGUACAUGACUGUGGACAUGUAUACUUCACUUGCCGUACAAUACUGUAUAGGCAGUUUUGUGCCUACAUGUUUGUCAGGCCAUUAUAUGUAUCUUUGUUUAUUACUGGUAAUAUUAUUUUCUCUCAACUAAAAUAAUUGUUUUGAUCAACAAACAAGUGAAGAACAACAUGCUGAAUACACACAUGCAUGCACACACACACAAAUAAAUAAAAAAAAGUAAAUUUUUUUACUAGUUGGAAGGAACUUAUAGCAUUAUUUUCUGUAUCUCAGUAGUGAAUAUAAAGUUUAUAUGUUUUGCAUGGCAGUUGAAAGAUGUUAAUAAAACAUCUUACAUU
This is a messenger RNA of Homarus americanus (American lobster), 5282 nucleotides long. Its product is annotated as probable cytochrome P450 6a14. Gene Ontology annotation, molecular function: iron ion binding; oxidoreductase activity, acting on paired donors, with incorporation or reduction of molecular oxygen, reduced flavin or flavoprotein as one donor, and incorporation of one atom of oxygen; heme binding. Bases 1023 to 2600 code for a protein of 525 amino acids. NCBI's taxonomy places the organism in Eukaryota, Metazoa, Arthropoda, Malacostraca, Decapoda, Nephropidae. The record is from RefSeq and is a predicted model, not a curated record. The transcript has 10 exons.